Colletotrichum navitas is the source of this 727-nucleotide messenger RNA. RefSeq lists its product as uncharacterized. NCBI's taxonomy places the organism in Eukaryota, Fungi, Ascomycota, Sordariomycetes, Glomerellales, Glomerellaceae. The transcript has a single exon. Bases 129 to 596 code for a protein of 155 amino acids. The record is from RefSeq and is a predicted model, not a curated record.
AUCCCUGUUGAGUCUAGUGCACCUCCUCUGAUCUUGAUCUUGAUUUGCUCUCUUGCUUUCUUUUCGUUGUCUUAUGAGAGUGACCCAUCUCCUUGUCUUACAGGGUCCAUGUCUUACUUAAGCUUUCCAUGCAGUGGGAGAGCUGGCGGGCAAGAACUAGCCGAAGCCACGAUGCGCGCGCACUUGCGUCUCCAAGCUCCAACUUUUUUGUCCCUCUCCAAUUUCGACCCACCAACUAUCCGUCCUCCACCUGUUCGUCGACGCGCCAUUCCCAAAGUCAACGUCCACAUUUCACCCGCCUCUGUGGACUAUCGCUUGUCUCCCUCGUGGCAUUGACAUGGCGCCGAGGAGGCUCAAAUCUCCAGGGCGCAAUGGUGAUGCUUGCCCACCCCUCCAUCGUGGACCAGGUCCCCUUCAACCAUGACCUCCAUCUGGCCAAACGAGGCGUUUUGGCCGCAUUCAAGCAAACCCAGAUGACACCUGUUUCCAGUUCCAAAUCUUGGUUUGUACUCGACAGGAUGAUCACGUCUACCCUUUGCAUUCGAAAGGGCCGUCAUUGUUUCACGCAACAGCUAAACCAAUCCAGGUCGUCGUGACGAGGGCACCGAAGGAUGCACCCCCGGGCUACCUCCUGUAAAAGGUGGGCCAAGCAACGCCGCCCUUGUGACGUAUUUUCAGGGCACGGCUCAAUCACCUCGCCUCCUGCGGGCGAAUCCUCCCGUGCAAA